Pelobates fuscus (common spadefoot toad) is the source of this 1713-nucleotide messenger RNA. It is a transcript of the gene C4H10orf67, whose product is annotated as chromosome 4 C10orf67 homolog. The record is from RefSeq and is a predicted model, not a curated record. The transcript is spliced from 16 exons. The coding region runs from base 30 to 1598 and encodes 522 amino acids. NCBI's taxonomy places the organism in Eukaryota, Metazoa, Chordata, Amphibia, Anura, Pelobatidae.
CGGACGCUGAUAACCCGUAUUUUAGAGCUAUGGAGAGUAUGGAGGUACAGGGGAGCCCCUCCCAGAACGAGCUGCUAGCUCUGGAAACAUAUGACGUAGAAGAGCUACUGUGGAGACCUUCAAUUUCAGAUCUCCUCAGAGUGGGUGCCUUCAAAAGAGAAAAUGCCACCCAAACAGAUGUGACUGAAGUAUUAGAGCUGAAGGAGUUGACAAAUGUAAUACAAAAUGUAGUAAAGUCGAUGGAUGAUCUGAAGAAAGAUGUGAUUCUUCAGAAGAGCAUUCUGCGAGCCGAACAUGAGCAGAAGAUACAGGCGCAGGCAGUGGAACUUUAUGGUAGGAUGAACGAUGCUGUGCGAGACCUUGAAGCUGUUCACAAAAAGAAAGUAUCUAACCUGAGAAGAAGCUUCCAGAUGCAGCUAAUUAACGCUCUUGCUGUCAUAAAGGCAAAGUAUGAGCAUAAUCCUUCAGACAGCAAUGGGAUAAAUUCCUCCCAUAGUGCAUCUUCAGUAAAGAUCGAUGCCCUUAAAAAGAAACUUGAUGAACAGGAGACUUUAAUUCAGUCUUUGAACGCACUUAUCUUAGAAAUGGAAGAAAAUGAGCAACCAAAACAGAUUGUCUUCGAAUCAGAAGAUGACCCAGAAAAAGAGAGACUUUUGGAAGAAAAUCGAGAAAUGAAAGAAGAAGUUGACGCUCUGCAGGGUAAAAUCGAGCAGCUGGAAAAUGGUCUACUGCAGAAAGAGAAGCAUAUUCAGAUGCUGGAUCUAGAUGUGGGCUCCAUGAAACAGAAAAUGGAAAAAGACCAAAAGACCAUUGAGAAGCUGUCUUCUGAACAAGAUAAUUUGAACUCGGUACUCGAGGAGAAGUCUGCAGCCAUUGCACAGCUACAGCAUCAAAAAGAAGAGGUAGAAAAUAUUAUGAAAACAAAACUUACUGAAAAAGAAAGAGAGCAAACUCGUAUACAACAAGAACAUGAAGCCCGACUACGUGAACAUGGAAAUAAAGUCCAAGAAGACUUACAAAAACAAAGACAACUGCUGCUCCUUGAAACUGAACAAUUGAAAAAAAUGCAAAAACAACAACUAAUUCCUAAAGCUCCGAAAGCUGAUGUGGCGAAUCUCAGUGCAGAUAAAGAACAGCUGCUCACUCAGAUUAAAAAACUUACAUUCAUGAAUGAAGAUCAGGAAAAGAGCAUUGAACGGCUUCGGAGAGAGCUAGAGAGAGUUAACAAAGCCUGGGAAAAGAAAUUUGAAAUAUUAAAGCACAGCUUCCAUGCUAUUAAAGAUGAAAUGUUCCUCAGACAGUCUCUUCACCGCCAGGCCAUGAAUCUUCACCGAGUGUCUGUCAGUUAUAUGGAAGAUGGCAGAUUGGUUGCACCGACUACAAGACUGCCUGCAAAACAGAACUUCUGUUUUCCUACUUUACCACUGCCCCAAAUAGGAGCCAGGCCUCUGUCUCCAAUGCAGAUGUCACAUUUUACUGAGAGCUACGUAGGUGUACAAGAGGAAGACCUAUUUACUGACAAUGAACUGCAGGUGGUAUCUGACGAUACUGAAGGAAAUUUGGAAGGGUUCCCCACUUUCCUACCUCCAGUGAAUUAAAAGACACAUUUUCGUUUUCCACUGGAAUGUCCUCAUAUUUAAUAAAUCUAACAAGCAGACAUACUGGUGACACACUCAUAGCUAUGUAUUGUAUUGGUGAAUAAAAAUGUGAUAA